UUCAUCUUCUCUAUUCCAUGUUCCACAACCAAUAAUAAUAUCUACUACAACCAAAUCUCAAAUCGAAAAGGAAGUAUGAGGAACAUUGACAAGAAUACUUUAGCCACUUUCAUGGCAUAUGCCGCAUAUUUGAUGGUAUUGUUGCGUAUGUAUAAAUCUUCUAAGAGGCCAUCACAAGAAGUUGAUAGCAAAUAUUAUGUUAGAAAAGAGUUGAUGGAGCAAAUAGAAAAUAAUGAUGACUCCCGUAGUUUGAUACGUAUGACACCACAAGCAUUUAAAACUUUAGUCAAUAUACUAAAACACAAAAAAUUACUUAAAGACAAUAAUUAUAGUUGUGUUGAGGAGCAAGUGGCCAAAUGUUUGUGGAUUUUGGGACGAAAUGAAAGUAAUAGUAUUGUAAAAUUUAUCUUUCGCCGGAGUGGGGAGACUGUAAGUCGUCAUUUUCAUCAUGUACUUAAGGCUAUUAUUUCAUUAGAAGAUGACUUUUUAGUGCAACCCGAUGGUUCUACGAUACCUUCUGAAAUUUUACAUAGUGGAGGAAGGUUUUAUCCUUACUUUAAGAACUGUGUAGGUGCAAUUGAUGGAACACAUGUCCGUGUUAAAGUUUUAAAAGAAGAUGCUUCAAGAUAUAGAGGAAGAAAAGGAAUACCUACUAUGAACAUAAUAGCGGCAUGUAGUUUUGAUUUAAAAUUCACUUAUGUAUUACCUGGCUGGGAAGGGUCGGCGUCAGAUUCAAGAAUAUUAGAAAAUUCUCUUACAAGAGAGGAUAAAUUAAAAAUUCCUAAAGGGAAAUUUUACUUAGUUGAUGCUGGGUAUCCAUUAAGAUCGGGUCUCAUUACUCCAUAUCGAAGCACUAGAUAUCAUUUGAAAGAGUACUCUAUUUCUCCUCCUGAAAAUGCAAAAGAGUUGUUCAAUCUUCGACAUGCAUCAUUACGAAAUGCAAUUGAAAGAGCAUUCGGAGUGGUAAAUAAAAGAUUUCCUAUCAUAGCUAGCGGAGCAGAAGCACAAUAUGAUGUUGACACAGUGUCUGAAAUUGUGCUUGCUUGUUGUAUUUUGCACAACUUUCUAUUGAUGUACGAUCCGGAUGACGAUUUACUGCGUCAAGUGGAUAGUGAAUUACUUGAAAAUUCUGUAGAAUAUCAAGAAAUUGGAAGCAUGACCAGAGAUGCGGAUGCCAAAGAAGGAGAACAAAUAAGAGAUAGAAUAGCUUCUCAUAUGUGGCAUGACUAGGUUGUUCAUUUUUAGAUGUGCUUUUUUAUAUUUUUUAAAUGGAAUUGUUGCUACUCUUUCUUUAAUACAUCACCAAUGGCUACUACUUUCUCGAGCAAAUAGGUAAUACUACUUUCUUUAAUACAUCACCAAUGGCUCAAACUUCCCCACUUACUCAAGAGAAUGCAUCAUCAUUUGUUAAACAAUCAAGUGCACCUUCAAGAGGUACAAAAAGAAAGAAAUCAGAUUUAAUUGCAGAAGAGAUCAAACUUGUAAGCUCUUCAAUGCAAGAGAUUGCACAAGCAAUCGUAAAGACUAGCAAGCGGGUGUAUUCAACUAAUGAAAUUACAUCGGAGCUUAAGAAAUUGGGAAUGGAUAAUUGGGAGACAAUGAAAGCACUUGAUUUUUUAGAAGACAAUGAACAUUUGGUUGGUAGAUUUUUUGCAUGUGAUGAUGAGAUUAAGC
Messenger RNA from Mercurialis annua (annual mercury), 1674 nucleotides. RefSeq lists its product as uncharacterized. The record is from RefSeq and is a predicted model, not a curated record. The transcript has 4 exons. Lineage: Eukaryota; Viridiplantae; Streptophyta; Magnoliopsida; Malpighiales; Euphorbiaceae. The coding region runs from base 76 to 1230 and encodes 384 amino acids.